AUGCCGCCCACCGCCGCCUCCUCCACGUACACCAGGUACGAGACGCGCCGCCGCGACCCCAACCCCGGCGCAGCCGCGCUCCUCAUCAUCGACGUGCAGGGCCACUUCGCGUCGCUGACGGCGCCGGCCAUGCCGGCCAUCGCCACCACCGUGGCGCUCUGCCGCGGCGCCGGCAUCCCAGUCAUCUACACCCGCCACGUCGACCCCGUGCCGCGAAGCCGCCCGCUCGCAGAGUGGUGGGCGGGCGACCAUAUCGGCGCCGGAACGCCGGCCGCCGAGCUGCUCCCCGGAGCCGGCCGCGCCGCGGGGGACCUGGUCGUGGAGAAGAGCACGUACAGCGCCUUCGCCUCCGGCACGGGGCUGGAGGAGGCGCUGCGCGGGAUGGGCGUGGAGGAGGUGAUCGUGGCGGGCGUGAUGAGCAACCUGUGCUGCGAGACCACCGCGCGGGACGCGUUCGUCAGGGGCUUCCGGGUCUUCUUCUCGGCCGACGCCACGGCCACGGCCAGCCGGGACCUCCACGAGGCGACGCUCGCGAACAUGGCCUAUGGGUUCGCCUACAUCGUCGACUGCGAGCGGCUGGAGGCGGCAUUCGGGAAGGACAAGUGA
Lolium rigidum is the source of this 606-nucleotide messenger RNA. RefSeq names its product nicotinamidase 2-like. Bases 1 to 606 code for a protein of 201 amino acids. The record is from RefSeq and is a predicted model, not a curated record. NCBI's taxonomy places the organism in Eukaryota, Viridiplantae, Streptophyta, Magnoliopsida, Poales, Poaceae. The transcript has a single exon.